AUGGCCACAAAGCAUCUGUUUACGCUCUUUUCGAUGGGCGCCUUCAUCGCGGGAUGUCAAGCCGCGCCCACAUUAAGUCAACGGCAAGGACGGUGGGACUCUGAGACGGUCCCUCGCGGCGUCGUCAUCCAGCAUUGCACCGUCCCGGGGGUUGUGGCGCUCACCUUUGAUGAUGGCCCGUACAUAUACACCAGUCAAAUCUUGGACCUGCUGGACCAGUACAACGCCAGUGCCACGUUCUUUGUCAACGGCGACAAUUGGGCGCACAACGUUGAUGACGACUCCACCCCUUGGCCCGGCAUAUUACGGCGGAUGGUCGAUUCGGGCCACCAAGUGGGUUCGCACACAUGGUCGCAUAAGGACCUGACAGCCGCUAGUUCCGCUGUCCGGCACACCGAGAUCAGCAACCUCGAAACGGCCCUCGGCCACGUCCUCGGCUUUGCGCCCACGUAUCUCCGGCCUCCCUACGCGAGCUGCUCGGCCGACUGCCUGGCGGACAUGGAGCAGAUGGGUUACCACGUGGUGAAUUUCGACCUCGACACCAAGGACUAUCUGUACAAUUCGCCCGGUGCCAUCCAAGUCGCCAAGGAUGCCUUUGCCGCCACGCUCGACGCCGGCUCUCCCGACAGCUCCUUCCUCGUGCUCGCCCACGACACGCUGCAGCAGACGGCCGAGGCCCUGACCGCCUUCAUGCUGCGCAAGAUCAGGCAGCGCGGAUACACGGCCGUGACGGUCGGCGAGUGCCUCGGCGACCCGCCUGAGAACUGGUACCGUCCUGUCUCUGUAUAG
Molecule: messenger RNA, 789 nt
Organism: Canariomyces notabilis
Lineage: Eukaryota; Fungi; Ascomycota; Sordariomycetes; Sordariales; Chaetomiaceae
Product: carbohydrate esterase family 4 protein
Exons: 1
Coding region: 1-789 (262 amino acids)
Biological process (GO): carbohydrate metabolic process
Molecular function (GO): hydrolase activity, acting on carbon-nitrogen (but not peptide) bonds
Source: RefSeq, a predicted model, not a curated record